Molecule: messenger RNA, 1695 nt
Organism: Talaromyces proteolyticus
Lineage: Eukaryota; Fungi; Ascomycota; Eurotiomycetes; Eurotiales; Trichocomaceae
Exons: 2
Coding region: 1-1695 (564 amino acids)
Source: RefSeq, a predicted model, not a curated record
AUGACAAUUGCUACGACAUUCACCGCUGCCCUCGCGGCCUUUCUUGCAGCGCAAGGGGUUAUCGCGCAGACGACCACAGCUAUCCCCCGCUGGUGCGGCAAGCCAUACGAGAGCGGCUCUCCGAACAUUAACCCUGGAGGCCAAUUGGAACCGCCGAAACCGUCGCCAACUCCCUUACUCUAUGUGCAGGUCGAGCCGCGACACAGCAUCUAUGUAUCGUCCGAAAAGACUGGCUCGUUCAUUGUCGAUGCGGCGCUGUCAAAGUAUCAUGGAGAGCCAUAUCGCAACUCUACUCAGCAGCUCGGAGGACCAUCGCAGCCGUUUAAUAACUUGUUCUUUACCAUUUCUCUGGAGAACACAGACCAGGUCCUCGUCUCGAAUAAUGUGUCCGUGAACAGCACGAACAAUCUAUUCGAUUUUGAUAUCAGUCAGCUACAACCGCAGUAUGAUGCUUACGAUGUCGUGUUAUAUGGAGCGUCAGAUGAUGGGAAUCAAACUUUCACUGCAACGACGAAAUUGUUCUACUUACCCGAUAAGAAGACCGGGAGUGUCACGAAGAUUGAUAAUCUGAACGGUGGGUUGUUAUUCAGCAACAAUGCAUCAAACUAUGAAUUUAUUCCAUUUCUUGCCUUUGGGUUCUAUACGUCUUGGGGCGGAUAUCUCGAAUUGAGUCUUGAGAAUGUGAAAACAUACUAUGACUUGGGAUACAGCGCAAUUCAUCCAGUAGCAUCAUAUUCGUCGAACGCAUCGUUAAUUUUUGACUAUUUGGACGAGUUAAAUCUCCCGUUCCAGUACGAUAUGCGAGGAACUUAUACAAAUCUGACCUCCGUCGCUGAACAAGUCACUAUGGCUAAAGACUACAGCAGCCUUUUAGCGUGGUAUACUGCCGACGAGCCUGAUGGAAAUCAGGACCCGUUCAAUGCUACCUCUCUUGCUUAUGAUACGAUUACUAAGAUUGAUAAGUAUCAUCCUGUCAGUCUGGUUCUCAACUGCGAGAACUACUACUUCGACAAGUACUCUCAAGGCGCUGACAUCCUGAUGGAAGAUGCAUACCCGAUUGGUAUCAAUGCAACAUGGUCUCAAAAAUGGAACACUCCAUGUAACACGACAUAUGGCGACUGUGGAUGCGACAAUUGUGCGGGUGAGCUCCAGGACGUGUCCAACCGUCUGGAUAUCCUCGCUCAAUAUGAAGAAUAUCUUGGACAAUCCCCGCGGCCUGUGUGGGCGGUGCCUCAGUCCUUUGACGGCGAGCAAUACUGGGACCGUAACCCGACUGUCGAUGAAACAUGGGUCAUGAAUCAGCUAAGUCUGAACCACAAAGCGAAGUCGAUUAUGAUGUGGACUUUCCCCACGCUCGAUGAUUUGGCGACUGCAAACUCAAAGCAGUCCAAGGUUGUGACUAAGUCCCCAGUUCUCGACUUCUUGACUGGUGCUCAACCGAAGGGUAUCUCGGUCGAGGGGCACCGGCUGCUAGAUGUGGCUUACUGGAUCGUAGACAACCAAGCGCUGAUCAGUGUCGUCAAUUUGGGAUACGCUGAUUCGUCGUCGCCGGUUUCCAUUGAAUUGCCAUUCGCUGCCGCUUCCACUGCAUCUACCCCGUGGGGUUCUGUCAAUUGGACAUUGUCUGGAAAUGCGCUGAGCGUGCAGAGCUUGGAUGCCCUCGCCACCAGCCUUGUGAUCUUGGAUCUGUCGUAA